AGCUUGAGGGAAAUAAGCCAUCUUUUUAUUUAUAACGAUGAUGGCAACACGAAAAACAAAACACUUUCAAAAAUACAAAACAAGAAAACGAUGUAGACGAAACCUGAACAUAAACUUACAUAACUACACGUAACACGGACAGGAAACAUACUACAUCGAAACGAAACGAAAACGAACAACCGAAACAAUCCCGUAUGGUGUAACAUUGGCACAGAAACAGGAGACAAUCACCCACAAACAAACAGUGAGAACACCCUACCUAAAUAUGACUCUUAAUUAGAGGAUAACGCAAAAACACCUGCCUCUAAUUAAGAGCCAUACCAGGCAACCAAAACCAACAUAGAAACAGAUAACAUAGACUGCCCACCCAAAACUAACGCCCUGACCAAUUACACAUACAAAAACAACAUAAAACUGGUCAGGACCGUUACAGUUUGUAUAUGUCAAGCAUAAAAAGCAGGCGACAUUCUUCCUUUUCUGAUUUACAUCACCAUCUUUAUGAAUGGUAUGGUGCUUGGAGGUACAAGAACAGGGAUGGGUCAUGUCCAUAAGUGGGAUGUAAGUAUAUAGAGCUGGCAAGACCGUGCUGCCCAACACUAGGCUCUCGGGUCAUAUUGAUUGGCUAGUAUGAACAGUAGGAGGAUUUAACAGUAAUCAAAUACAGAUGCUUCUACCUGCAGUUCAGUGGAUGUGCGGGUUUGAGUCUGAGGAAGACAGAACAGCCAUAUGGUGGUCUAUUGUGGUUAUCUAUCUUCAGUUAGAAGCUUCGAAAAAAACGUAUUGAUGUACUUGGCUCAAUUGACAAACAAAGAAAAAGAAGAUAUAAAAUCGAACUAUUUUAUAUUUCGGCAGAAGUGUAUUGGAGUUGUGUGGGUCAGUUCCAAAGAGUCUACAUUUUGACAAGAGGACACUAGCUACUCUCUCUCAUACGACCCAAAUAAAGGGCUAGAAUCAUUCCCAAGCAUUCCAUUACCGUCCGACCUCCAGAACGUAGCCCAGCGAAUGGACGAUCAUCAACCCGGCACACAGAGCUUCAUUCCCCGUGAGGCUCCAGUCUGCGCAUCGGUACCUACUAAACCGCCCAUGCGCUUGUCCAUAAGCUCGACCACCGGGAGCCGCUUCGAGCUCUCUGCCCAUCCGGGAGAGACGGUGGAGGUGGUGAGAAGACGACUUUCGCAAAAGCUCAGAGUGUCGAAGGAAAGAUUCGUCUUGCUGCAUAAGGAAGGGAAACUCCAGAACCUGGGUGUAGUUGAUGGGAGUAAACUGAUGCUGGUCCCAACUAUUGAAGCAGGCUUAUUGACCCAACCAUCCGGAACAGAGCAGACCAUAAUGCAAGCUUUGGAGAGUUUAACUGAAACUCAGGUCAGUGAUUUCCUGUCUGGCCGUUCACCCCUGACCCUUUCCCUCGGGGUCGGUGAUCACGUGAUGUUUGUCCAUUUACAACUGGCCCCCCAGAAUGUUAAUGGGCAGCAGCAGAGACACCUCAUUGCCCGGAGCGCGGGCAUAGCUGGGGUUGAACAGGGUGACUGCAGUGUGGCUGGUACUCCCACCUCUAAGAAACCAGCUGCCGGGGAACCAGGUGCUGUCAUAGAGAGCUUUGUGAGCCAUGCCCCAGGAGUCUUCUCAGGAACCUUCUCAGGCACUCUACACGCAGCCGGUCAGGACAGAACCACAUCAUCCAGGCAAGGCAUCAACACCAUCCUCCAGAUCCUCAAUGACCUGCUUAGUGCUACUCGCCACCACCAGGGGGCUCCACUGUCCCUCUCCCAGCUCCGCUGCCCUCCUCCCAGCACUCCAACCAGCAGCACCCAGAGUACCCCCACCUCGCCCUCCCCACCGCCCUCACCUCUCACCCCGGAUCCCGUCACCACUGCUACCUCAGGACCACUUAUGGACCACGACAGCCAGGGACAGCGCCGCUCAUAUAAACCUACUGCAGACCAGUGUUUCAGUCAGUCCAAGGAGAACCAGGCAUUGCGCUGUAAACUGCAGCGUCUUCAGAUAUUGAUGCACCAGAGACGCCUGCAUAGGUGGGCACGCAGGGACACACGCACCUCACGCCCCUACUCUCCUCACCACCAUCAGCCCUGGUCGCCUGGACGACGCAAAGCCAACACCAGGCGCCAUAGCAACAGCAACAUGUCCAGCAGGAUAGCUCUUCCCUGGAGUUGCCAUGGAAACCCGAGCUGCCCUCCGACCUUGUGAUGGCAUAGGAAAGAGAAAAAGAGUGAGAGGGAGAAAGUCCCAGUUGGUAUUAGAUAGAACCUUGCGGCCCUGCGCGCCUGUGGGGAAAACAAUCUGUGGAUACCUAGGUUACCCCAUUGGCUCACAGUGAAAACUAGACUUUUUUCAAACGCAAUUUUUUUGUUUUAGUCAAUUAUAAAACUAUAUUCAAAAAUAGUAAAACAUGUCUAAAGAUGACUUUUCAACAUUGCCAGCUCCAGUACAUAGCCUACUUGGACACCGGGUCGCCACAUUUCCCACUCUCCCAUGCCGAAUAGACUGAAGCCACAAGGCUCUUCUCGCAGGCUCUAUUU
Salvelinus fontinalis (brook trout) is the source of this 2537-nucleotide messenger RNA. Its product is annotated as midnolin-like. Gene Ontology annotation, molecular function: protein binding. The transcript is spliced from 6 exons. Gene Ontology annotation, cellular component: nucleus. Bases 1003 to 2205 code for a protein of 400 amino acids. The record is from RefSeq and is a predicted model, not a curated record. NCBI's taxonomy places the organism in Eukaryota, Metazoa, Chordata, Actinopteri, Salmoniformes, Salmonidae.